AAACGGUCUGUCAACUGAAAACAUUGUGUUCGUCUAAUAAGUGAAUAAGUUUUCCGAUUUGUUGUGUUAAAAUCCGUAAAAAUGAAUCCGUAUUGGUGGAGCCAAUAUUCGAUGCCGCCAAGUCACUUUGGGCCGCAAUACUAUCACCCGUUUGCGGUGCCUCCGCCACCGGUUGAGGUACCACCAACAAAACCAUCGUAUGCUGCCGAACCUGAAAACAAAUUGAAAGAGGCGACGAAUAAUGGACGGACGGGUAAAGUGCCGGCGCAGGAUCUCCAGAUCUCGAAGAGAAGACACAGACGAUUGAAACGGCCAACACAAGCAAUUCCACAGAAAUCGCAGACCGAUCAACGAAAAGCGCCAUUCGUACCAGAAAAACGUUGCACGAUACCCGAACAUGCUGUAGUGAGUCGAGUAGUUGCUGGAAAGCAACGACAACGCAGCAAAAAUCGAAUUCGACGAAAGGCCCAAGUGGAAACUAACCGAGUCAUUGAACCAUCAACAAAAACGAAACAGGGUUUUCCCACAAACAACGGAGCCGCGGUAUCAAAUAUUCGUGAAAAUAUUGAGCGAUUCCAAAAUCGAGUGAAUAAGCAGGGUAGCCAAAACGAUAAUUCGCAACAUGUAAGACGUGAGCAACCGAUGAUGCAGCAGCAGUUGGUGGUGGCUGUGAUGGCCAUUGCAAUGGCACUGCAACCCGCUGCAGUUGCAAUAGAUGGAAUACAAUUAGACUAAAUUAGUAAUGAGAAUAUAGGUCGU
Messenger RNA from Bradysia coprophila, 759 nucleotides. RefSeq lists its product as uncharacterized. NCBI's taxonomy places the organism in Eukaryota, Metazoa, Arthropoda, Insecta, Diptera, Sciaridae. The record is from RefSeq and is a predicted model, not a curated record.